AGUAGUGACCAGCGCGAGCGGUGCUACCGUACUGUAAAAGGUACCGUAUUGGAAGACAUAUUCUGAUGGAAACGAACCAAAAGAAAAUUAAAUCCUUUUUUGUGCACGCAAAUUCUCCUGCAGCUUGCUCCUAACAAUGCUAACCGGAGCAGAAUUCGUGCUUUCACCUGUUGGCGUAACGAAAAUAGUUUCAUUACUGUGCAUGAUCAUUGCCGGUAUGAUCUUCAUUACCACAGGUGAUUGUAACGAGUCGAGAUUCUGGGCGGCAACCUAUAUUACUGUUACUACCACAAGUGCCGUGCUCACGAUGAUAUCCUACUCCAGUUACGCUUUAAAUUUGGUUAAAGCAGAGGCAGCACUUAAAAAGCAGCACAUAACAGUACUGGCGUUGUCUUAUGUCGUUUUCUUCAUUCUCCUUAUCAUCUCCAUCAUAACUAUGACCCAGUGCUCUCGCUCAGUACAGACCAUCCAAAAAGUCCCUGAACCUCUUACAAUAUUGGCCGCUGUUCUAUUGGCGAUAAGUGGAACGAUCUUAUUCCUUCAUUGGCGAGCGACGGUACCGCCAGAAGAAACGCGAUACUCCUCCCGGGCUGAAGUUUGUAGGGUCAUUAACGAUUCAGAGAGUAGCUGUCCCCAACCACCCCGAAAAUCUGUUGCGGUGUAA
Molecule: messenger RNA, 664 nt
Organism: Anopheles darlingi
Lineage: Eukaryota; Metazoa; Arthropoda; Insecta; Diptera; Culicidae
Exons: 4
Coding region: 137-664 (175 amino acids)
Source: RefSeq, a predicted model, not a curated record